Messenger RNA from Adineta ricciae, 690 nucleotides. The record is from the annotation of a GenBank genome assembly. Lineage: Eukaryota; Metazoa; Rotifera; Eurotatoria; Adinetida; Adinetidae.
AUGUCAUCAAUACCGGUUCAAUUUCAGCUAGAUGACCAACAACCAGUUGAAUAUAAGUUAUCUCCAACAUGCACUUUGACUGAUUUUACACGAAUCAUCAAAAAUAUUUACAAAGAAAGGUAUUGGAUGUAUUCAUUUAUCUGUCAUGGAAAAAUGUUUGACUUGCAAAGUGAAGAAGAAUUUCAAGGAAUGAAACGAUUGAUCACACCAAAAACAACAUUAUUUGCAGUUGUGCGCACUAAAGGUGGUGGAUUCGGUUUCGGUGGAUCAAGAUUUGUUAAUGUUCAUAACAAUAAUCUUCUAAAAAGAUAUGAAUGGAGCGAUAAAGCGCCCGUCUGGAGAGUUGUACGACCCGGCCUCUGUCUCGAAGGCUAUUGUCAAAAUGUAAACUGUACAGCAUAUAAUCACCAGGUGAUUAUCAAUAUCGGACUCGUGAAAUUUGAUCUGAAUCUCCAAAAGGCAGCGUUAUCUAAAUGCCCUCAAUGUCAAAAGUAUGUCAAUCCAAUAACGUGUGCUUUUAAUCGAUGUCGGUGGAAGUACCAUGGACAGCUUGAAUUGAACAAAAAUGAAGUACCUUCUAGUGUGAAAACUAAUUGGAAAACAGCUGAUGAUGCUUACUAUCGUUUUGAUUCAGAUACGGAAGAGCCAGUGACUUGGCUGCAAUUGAUUUUUGAAGCACGGGCAAAAUGA